UUCUGUGGCCCCUUCCUCAUCCUCCUUCUUCAUGUGUCCCUCGCUUUGCAAUUAACUCUUCUUACUUUUCAAAACCAUUUCUUUUCCUUCUCUCUAACUCAUUUCAAAUUAGACCUCUCUGCAGUUUUACUCUUAUUUCCAUCCCCUUUCUUCAGUUUCAGCCAUGCAACGUCACCGUUUCUUGAUCUUGAUAUUGCUUCUCCUCCUUCUACUCGUCUUCUCCACUUCUGCAACUCGCCUUCCUAAACCGUCUUCAACGAGGAAUUAUCACCCCGGUUAUUCUUGUGAUUCUUUCUCUAACAAGAAGUCUCGUCUGUUGUGCAUUCAACUUCAAAGAAUCCACCGCCACUCCCGACGACCUCCUCCGCCCCCGCCACCGCCCUUAUCGCCUGAUGCAGAACUUGACCCGGUAUUCGGUGUGGACAAGAGACUCGUCCCCUCCGGACCAAACCCUCUUCACAAUUGAGGGAAAUUUCCACUCUCUCUUAACUUAUACUAUUUUCUUGAAGCACCUCUUGGAGAUAAAAAGAAUUAGUCUUUGGCAUCAUGAGUGGGUAAUGAUCGAUCGUCAACAAAUUAAGAGCAGUUUAAUUCCUGGUUAAUACUGUUAAUUAGAUUUUCUUUUUCUUCUUCUCUAUUUGAUCGGCAUGUCAUUAUGUAUAUGAGGUUGUUAUUUCCAUGCUUGUUUUUGGAUUUAUUUACGUUCUUUAGCAAGAAAUUAGGGUAGAAAAUUUUGUGGGAAUUGAAUGAAGAAAGCAACGAAAACAAUCAUGGAAAUAGUUUACCGUUUUGCCAAUGGAGAAGAUGAUGAAGUUUCCAUGAGUUUCAUGUACAGUGCUGAUUAAUGGUUUCAAUAUGAAUUAAUAUUUUUUUGUUUAA
This is a messenger RNA of Mangifera indica (mango), 879 nucleotides long. Its product is annotated as CLAVATA3/ESR (CLE)-related protein 10-like. The coding region runs from base 164 to 466 and encodes 100 amino acids. NCBI's taxonomy places the organism in Eukaryota, Viridiplantae, Streptophyta, Magnoliopsida, Sapindales, Anacardiaceae. The record is from RefSeq and is a predicted model, not a curated record. The transcript has a single exon.